UGCUUCCGAAAACCUCCAAGUCAAUAAAAUUUAGCAUUCCUUUUUGGCAACAUACGAGUGAAAAAAAUUACACAGGUCAAGUUUUUUCACCUCUUUUGUUUUUAAAUUUGAUAAAAUUCCAUUUUUUUUCCUAAAAUGUUGGCCUCUAAAGGAGAACUCGAUGCUCUGAUAACCUAACGGUAAAUCAUGCCAUUCAACUGAGUACAUUUCUUUCGUUUGAAAUGUACUAAAUGAGUAUUCUGUGAUAAAUUUACCCCAUAAUGACCACGUUCCACGAAACCGUGUGCAUAUGUACAAUUUAUAUAUUAGUCAAUCACGUCACAAAUCAGUAUGCUUUUCACUUGGGGCAAGCACAAGUUCGACGAAAAGCUCCUCAAAAUAACGACGUGCAUUUAGAAGCCAACGCUCUGAACGAUCUUGUACUGCAAAAAAUAGAUUACUUGCAACAGGUAUCUCAUCAGAAGGCACAGCAUUCGAUACAUCAACAAGACAAUCAUGUUCAGAAACCCCAGCACGUCAAUUACAAAGAACCUUUACAAUUUCAUCACGACUCAGUCCAUCUUUUAGCCAAAUCGCAAUUUAAAAUUGACCCUAGAGAUAACGUUAUUUCUAAUCUGCACCCUCAGAAUGAGCCCAAUAUCCAGGAGAUCCACGAUCAUCCUCUAUCUAACAGAAAAGUCGCCGGAAUACGUAUGCAAAGGGUUGGUAUCACCGGCAGCAGACAAACCUUUAAGCAUUUUCGAUACAGUCGUAUACGUCGUUAUUACACCCUUUCCACGGCCAGUAUGACCACUUGGAAAAAAUUAAAUUACACGACUAGACUCAUGUACACGACACCAACCACUCGAUCGUCUCCUGUCCGAUUCACAUACCCGGAGAACUUUGGGGCUUCCAGGCGUGAAACGGUACUCCAUACAAGGAUGACCGAGAGCGAUGAAAUCGGCAGAGAUCGAUUCAUGUCCGGAUCUAUCGAAUACAGAGACGAUUCUUUCGAUAAACCACCCACCGCUAUGGUCGCCUACGACUCGGCUCAGGCCUCUACCAGAACCACAGCAGCCCUUCCCCCUACAGACACGACCCCAGCCCCGACCCAAUCGACUAAGAAAAUCUCCAGCGAAUUGAUUUCCUUGGAGAGCUCCUCCGAAGAGAAACCUUCAUCGUCCGAAGACAAAGAAGAAGUACCUAGUUCUGCAGAAAGCGAAGACUACGGUAACGAGAAAAUAUACGGAGAAUACGGAUAUCAUAGGAAAUACAACAAUACGCCGAUUCCGAUCACCAUUCUAACAUACGCCAAUUUAGGCGAAGUACCGGACUUCACCAUCGAGAAUUUAACCAGUAAAGAAAUAGCCUACUGGGAAGCGAACGCUUCGUUCAUCAUGGACAAAUACUUCCCCUCAUCUGAACUCGAAGUGGUUAGUAAUUACAGCGAAGAAAACCUCGUACGAUCAUUUUUCUACCACGAAAACAUCGAGCCUCGAUAUUUAAGCUUUUACAAAUGGUACUACAAAGUUCUCACUGAUCCGGAACGUUUACGAGUGGUUUACAACAGAACGGUGCUGGAAGAGCCAGAUUACAAGAAUUUAAGUCAAUAUACUCCGUUUGCCAUACCCGACGAUCUGCAAAGGUAUUACAUGUUCAUUAAUCAAAUGGAAACCGAAAUCGAACGAGAGAAACUCCAAGAAGAACGUAAUCUCAAUACGCAAAGAGAAGCUGAGCAGAAUCUCGAUAGGAUAUUGGGCGAUGGUAUGGGCGGUGGAGGAGGUCGAACCGAGGGACCUGAUUUUAGAUUAGCUCGAAAGGCGAAGAAAAAAGGCGACCUGGAUGUUUCGCAGAUUUUAGAAAUGGUCGAACAUCCGCCUGAAGAUUCAUUGAUGGAGAACGACAAUGAAAGUUUUGAAGGUUUUAUCGACGCUAGUAGGUAUAAAAGAGAUGUUUCCAAAUUUGAACCUGAUUAGAGACGGAAUGACCAGCAGGAAAAUCUGACUGUAUAUAGAUGUGUUUUGAAUAAGCGAACAAAAAUGGUCGUAUCUUUUCUCGAUUGUUUUGUUAUUACCUCGCCAUUUCUUGGACUAUCUCGAUGACCUUUUUACCUCAGUAUUGUGUCUCUUAUAGAGGCACUAAGGUAAAUGAUACCCGCGUGUAGUUUUUAAAUUAUGUAUACCAAUUUUUGUAAUCUGUAUUAAAUUUCAAUUUGUGUUGAUUA
Planococcus citri (citrus mealybug) is the source of this 2203-nucleotide messenger RNA. RefSeq lists its product as uncharacterized. NCBI's taxonomy places the organism in Eukaryota, Metazoa, Arthropoda, Insecta, Hemiptera, Pseudococcidae. Bases 261 to 1955 code for a protein of 564 amino acids. The transcript is spliced from 2 exons. The record is from RefSeq and is a predicted model, not a curated record.